GAAAAGUAAUGAAAAUUAUGAUGAACAUUUUGAUAACCUCCACUGAUGCCUUCACUCACUUCUCCGAUGGCUUGAUGAGGGAUACUCAUGGCAUGAUUGCGUUGAGAUUGAUGUUAUUUGUGGUUAUGGAGAUGUAGUUUUAGAUCUGUUUUAUAUCUAUAUGUGUCCUUAAAUGAGAAAAAUCGGUAUUUACUUCUUGAUUGUACGUUUCAAUUGGGUAUUGUUUUAAGCGUCUGGGUAGGAGAGAGAUGAAAUCUGUAUUUACUUCUUGAUUUUACGUUUCAAUUUGGGUAUUGUUUUAAGCGUCUCGGUAGGAGAGAGAUAAAGUCGUACAACUUUCACCCAUCCUAAAGAAAAUUUUCUCUCAAAACCUCCGAACCUCCUUUGAUUAGUCAAAUACCACCAUUUCUUCCUCUAAAACCAUCUUAGUAUUUCUAAAACCACCCUCUUCUUCCCUGACAUUUCUUAAAUCUUUCUGAUUUCUCUUCGUGAAUAGCUCGGAUCCUCUAGCUAAUCUCUUUAGUAGAUCUGUCCAAAUCCUUUAUUUUUACCGUAUCUUUCAUUUCUUAGAUUUCAAGUUGGAUUUUGGAUCUGUUUUUAUAAAGGGUUGUAUUGUGAUUCUGAAUCCUUGUUGUGAUUUCAUUCCUCUUUCUUUAGCAAGUUUUGGUUUCAGUUGUUUUUCUCUCUAAGCUUCUUAAGUUUGUUGUUCUCUAGCUUUGGUGUUGAUUGAAAUUAUGUCUCACAAGUAUGAUGAUUUUCUUUUAAAAGAUGUGAAUCCCAUUCCCUCGAUGGAUGAGGACCUUCUCUGUCAAUUGUUGAACCAACUGGAAUUAAAUCUAAAUGAUAGGAAACCUUUUGUUAAUCGGCUUCUUGGGAUUAUUUCUCUUAAUGAUCAAACAGAACGAGUUAUGGCAUCAAGUAGUAACGGUAUGGAGAUGAUACUUUGGUUGAUGAAGGUUUAGAAUCUCCUCCUGCUUGUGUUGUUGAAGAUUCAGAGAUGCACAAUUGUUCUCCGGCAACUGAAAUCACUCUCUCUGGUGAUCUACAUCUGUUUCCACUUGAUAAUGGCUCUGACCUUGUCACAUCGAAGACGGAUUCAAUUAACGUUAACCUCUCUGACGAGAAAGAAGUUAUUACUGUGUUCAAUAGCAUCAAGGCUAUUGAAACUGGAAUUUCAUGGAAUAGAAAGUUGUUUACUACUGACCUGUCUGACGAUUCCUCUGGAGCGACGAUCUAUAAUAGUUUUUAUGCAGAAAUGGAUGAUGAUUCAGAUGACCUAGUUAAUCAAGUCUCCUCUGCUGACCUGAGCCUUAGCCUGGAGUAUGUGGAUUAUUGGCUUGCUAGGAAUUUUUUAGCAUGUUGGAUCUUCUUCUACAUGAGUGAACUUUUAGCCAGUUUACACCUACGGAGGCUAGGUCAGGAAGUACAUAUGAAUGGCACAGGUUGAAGAUGAAUCUUUCUAAUGAUCACAAGUGUCUUUGUUGGAUGUUUCAAGGGGUUUCCACCUCUUUCUGGAAGGAUUUAGAGGAAUUUUUCACCAUUUUCUUUUUUCCUAUCAGUAUACUUCAUGGAAUUCUUGGGGUUUUAUGUGGGAUCUGGGCUCUCACUUAUGUUGGGAAUACCUCGACAUUAGACCUUUAAGCCAGCUUACUCAUUCGGCGAGGGAUUGGGCAGUCAGUACAUAUAUCUGGCGUAGGUGGGAUUUGAUUUUCUUCGAUAUUCACAAGUUGAAUGAUGUUCUAUUGUUUGGAGGGAACUGGUAUUGUUUCACCUUUAUUAGUCAUCUUCCUUCUUAUAGGAGGAAAGAUGCAUCUCUAUAUGUCACGCGUGUCUCAUUUAUGAGAAUUAAACAUCAACAUAUUCACGUCUUGAUAGAGGUUUCGUUAGCAGUACAUUGUAAUCAUGGUCGGAGUGGGGCUAAUGAAGACUUGGCAGACACUUUUGUUUCCUUCUCAGUACUUGACCGAGUGAGGAUGUCUACUUCACUACUUGGUAGCAUUAACUCUUGUCUAGACACAUAUCUGUAUUUCCCUUUCAGUGCCUUUAUUCUUUGUUCUUCUAUUAUUUGCUGUAAUGGUUUAGCCUCCAGUUUAGUGUCUACUGACUGUGAUGGCUAAUUUGUAACCUUUGAUUAUAAAAAAAAAAAAAAUAAUAAAAAAAAAAAAAAAAAUCGGGUAUUGUUUUUUAUUUAA
This is a messenger RNA of Papaver somniferum (opium poppy), 2192 nucleotides long. RefSeq lists its product as uncharacterized. The record is from RefSeq and is a predicted model, not a curated record. The transcript is spliced from 2 exons. Bases 998 to 1447 code for a protein of 149 amino acids. Lineage: Eukaryota; Viridiplantae; Streptophyta; Magnoliopsida; Ranunculales; Papaveraceae.